Messenger RNA from Haliotis rubra (blacklip abalone), 1252 nucleotides. Its product is annotated as glutathione S-transferase 1-like. Lineage: Eukaryota; Metazoa; Mollusca; Gastropoda; Lepetellida; Haliotidae. Gene Ontology annotation, molecular function: glutathione transferase activity. The record is from RefSeq and is a predicted model, not a curated record. The transcript is spliced from 5 exons. Gene Ontology annotation, biological process: glutathione metabolic process. Bases 105 to 731 code for a protein of 208 amino acids.
GUAGCUGUACAUAAAAUCAAGCAACUAGCCAUCGCUGUCAGUCACCCAAAUACUACUGUUUGCUAACGCUCAGGUGUGCGGUUUCUUGAUUACAGGUGUUAAAGAUGCCUUCUUACAAGUACACGUAUUUCAAUCUUCGUGCGAGGGGGGAGAUACCACGCCUGAUUCUUAAAACUGCUGGAGUAGAUUUCGAAGACAAUAGGAUUGAAUUUAACGAUUGGCCCGCCCUAAAAGCAAGUACCCCCUUUGGUCAGCUCCCAUUUAUAGAGAUCGACGGAGAGCCGUUCCCUGAGAGUAUGUCCAUCUCACGGUCCCUUGCUGCAGAAUACGGCGUUGCCGGGAAGACUUCCCGGGAGCGACUCAGGGCGGACGUACUCACAGAGCAGACCCGAUCCAUGAAGGAGGGUAUCUACAAAUACUUCUUUGAGGGCGACGCCAACAUCAAGGCAGAGGCGCAGAAGAAGUUCGAGGAGGAGAUCCGGCCCAAGUACCUGAAAACCUGGGAGCAAGCGGCCAAGGACAAUGCUUCCGGGGCAGGGCACCUCGUGGGUAAUACUCUGACCAUUGCUGACCUGGCCAUGAUGGACACUCUGGACGCCGUGCUGCAAGACGAAGCCUUCAAGGCCACGUUCCCAAAGACCUACCCCAACCUGGCAAAGAACUACAACACAGUGACUGGCAUCGCGAAUAUCAAGAAAUACCGGGAGUCAAGGCCACAGACCUCCAUUUAAACAUUGACUUUCAUUGUACAACAAGUGGACGUGGAUGUGCCAUACACUGGCUGACUUGUCCCAACGCUUUAUCAGCAAAACGUCCAAGAAUUUGCACUUUACAAAUAGAGUGUUAUCCGAAAUAAGAUGUGUUACUUUUGACCACUUUCUACAGUUCAUUGUGUGUUCAUAGUUUUCGGUCAUCAAAGCCGUUUCAAGUUCCACUUGUCAGAGGAGUACGCAAAAUAAGUGUGCGAGACUACCAUACUGUUAAAAAAUGUAGGGGAAUUGAACUUUCAGUUUGGAUAGGAAAUAAGCGUUAACACACUUUUCAAAGACAGAUUAUCUGAUGAACGCACCACCAUUUCUCUUUAUCACCACCCCUAAACACAACCACGGGAGGGACAGACGCAGGAGCCCCAUUCACGUGCAAUGUUGUGAAAUUCUUGACUUUGACGGUUUUCAAGAAAGUUGAUAAAUCACUCUAGACCAUUAAUUUUGACAAUCAUUUUGCAUCACACAGUUGUUAGUGUUUGUUUCUA